Molecule: messenger RNA, 1344 nt
Organism: Musca domestica (house fly)
Lineage: Eukaryota; Metazoa; Arthropoda; Insecta; Diptera; Muscidae
Product: odorant receptor 13a-like
Exons: 5
Coding region: 1-1344 (447 amino acids)
Biological process (GO): sensory perception of smell; detection of chemical stimulus involved in sensory perception of smell
Cellular component (GO): plasma membrane
Molecular function (GO): olfactory receptor activity; odorant binding
Source: RefSeq, a predicted model, not a curated record
AUGGGUUUUUGGUACAAACCAAAUUGUCCAUUCGAUGAGAAAUUUUCAUUUGUGUCGGAUUUUUAUGUACAUCUCAUAAUUAACGGUUGCUGGCCUACCGAUGGUGACCCGAAGAGUUUAUCCUAUCGCAUCUGUAAUGCCUUGUAUACGCUUUGGAGUUGUCAGGUGAUAUUCUCUUUGAAUUUCACCCUAUAUGCCGAGUGCAUGUAUGUCUACGAAAAUAGUGCCGAUUUGGGAAAAGUUGUUGGAAAUAUGUGCCUGAUUAUGAUUGCUUUAAUGGUAAGCCUACGAUUGCUCUAUUUCCGUGGUGACAUAUCUCGGAUGAAGCGACUCCUAACCAUGUUUGCUGAAAAGAUAUGGAUUGACAGCGAAGCCCAUCCCAAGGCAUACGAGCGGGCUGUGCGCCGUACCAAACCCACAUUUUACAUAUCCCUAUCGCUGUGGAUAUGUUUGGUACUCUAUCUGUUGUUCCCCAUAAUAUUCAACCUAACGCAAGGGAAAUCGCCAGAUUCUAACGAUAAGCCUUUGCCUUUCCCCACUGUGUUUCCCUAUGACACCCAGACACAUUGGGCUUAUAUUUUCACCUAUAUCUUCCUGUCAUAUGCCGGCUAUAUUGCUGUGUCUCUCUUCUAUGCCAUGGAUGCCAUAUUGGCAUAUUUCAUUAGUUUCGUCGUUGGACAAUUCGAGAUUUUGCACGCUGAUAUUGCCCGUCUCAUACCGGAGUGUCAUGCCGAGUGGCUGCGACGAUAUGGCGCUGGGGCGGCAGAGAAUGGCGUAAAAUUGAAUUAUUUACAGGAAAUGUAUGCGAAACGUUUGCAUGGCAUAGCCAAGCGACACAAGGAUAUCAUUGCAUUUUGCAAGGAAUUGGAGAAGUUCAUGUCAUUUCCAUUAUUUGCCAAUUAUGGCACCUCAACAUUUUUAAUCUGCUUCGUGGGCUUUCAGUUUAUGAUAGCUGGCCUAAAAUCCUUUGGCGAUUUCAUGCGAUUCUUUAUGUUCUUCAUGGCCGUAACCGGGCAAUUAUUUAUAGUAUGUAAAUUGGGAAAUUUACUGAUAACCCAGUCAACCGAUACAGCCCACUAUUUAUUUGCCUGCAAUUGGGAAGGUGGUUAUUUAUCUAAGAAUUCGCCACUUCUGUUAUAUCCGGAUAUUAUGGAACUGCAGGAAUUGAAUCGGAAUCUGCCACUUUGGAAAGAUUUGAGUUACAUUCCAGCGAAUCGUAAUUUUAAACUGAAAUUAAUGUUCAUGAUAAUGCGUAGUAAUCGGCCUGUUCAGCUGAGUGUCAUGCAGUUUACGGUCUUGUCCCUGCAAAGUUUUAAUAAGGUAUUAAGAAUUUUUGAUUAUUAG